CACAGUGAGGAAGCUGGGAGCUGCAACCAUGUCCAAGGAGAAUAUCUAUGCAAACAUCAGCAACACUUCUGACCAGAUCAGGAAGAGGAGCAACGCAACUCAAUGUCCAGGAUCUGAGUCUGCAGGGAGACGAGACCACAGACCGGCUGUAGUGUGUCUGGGGCUGCUGUGUUUCCUGCUGCUGACGGCCCUCAUAGUGCUGGCUGUUUACUACAGAAGAGUAAUUCAUCAUGCAGAGACAGAGCACAGCACCCUGCAAAAAGAGAGAGACCAGCUGCUGCUGAAUUACAGCCUGCAGACAACAGAGAGAGACCAGCUUCUGCUUAAUUACAGCCUGCAGACUGCAGAGAGAGACCAGCUACUGCUCAGAUACAGCCUGCAGACUGCAGAGAGAGACCAGUUACUGCUCAAUUAUAGCCUGCUGACUGCAGCGAGAGACCAGUUACUGUUCAAUUUCAGCCUGCAGACUACAGAGAGAGACCAGCUACUGCUGAAGUAUAAAUACUGCAACAAGAGUUACACCUGUCCAUUGGGUUGGAGGAGAUUCAAAUGCAGCUGUUACUACAUUUCCACUGAGAAGAAGACCUGGAGCGACAGCCGACAGGCCUGUAUGCAGUUAGGAACCGACCUGGCGAUCAUCAGCAGCAGAGAGGAGCAGGAGUUUAUGAACAGCAUUCCUGGAGGAUUCUGGAUUGGUCUCAGUGACAGAGAGAGAGAAGGAACCUGGAAAUGGGUGGAUGGAACAACAUUUCCUGUAGAUGAAGGGUAAGACCAGCCUGAGCACAAUUACAGAGAGACGUAGAGAGAAAGGCCAGGAUCAGCAUAAGUACACAGACAGACAGUGAAUGAUCUCAUUCAUCAAUGUUACAGCGAGACUGAUAGGAGAAGAGUUAACAGAGCCCUUCUCC
Paramormyrops kingsleyae is the source of this 908-nucleotide messenger RNA. RefSeq lists its product as uncharacterized. NCBI's taxonomy places the organism in Eukaryota, Metazoa, Chordata, Actinopteri, Osteoglossiformes, Mormyridae. The record is from RefSeq and is a predicted model, not a curated record.